UAGUGCGGUUGCAUCGCAGCGCAUACACAAUGGCUGCCCGAAAAAAGACAGAGCAAACAAUUUCCAGGCCCGCCGCGUCUGGCAGAAAAUAUGAGAAAAAAAUUAUUAAAAAUUCAGGAAAUAGUUGAAAGUGAGGAAAAAGUCCAGAGAGAGGAUGAGGAAGCUCCCAGGGCCCCUGAGUCCAGGCUGGGAUGACAACCUAAAGCUGUUAGUUCCAGUCACACCAGCACCAGUCAGGCGCCCUUCACCUGUCCAUGUAGACGCUCUGCUCUAGGGUGCCAUGGCCACAGGAACGGAGCGCCGCCAUGACCCUGUCCCAGAGAAGGCCAAGCUUUCACCAACUUUGGGGAAACGCAGGAGAGCAGAAGGGAAACCCAAGAAGAACUUUCCUUGUCAGGAGUGUCAAAAGGCGUUCAACAGCCUGGAGAAGUUGAAGGUUCACUCGUACUCCCACACGGGGGAAAGGCCCUACCGCUGCUCCCAUCCAGACUGCACCAAGGCCUUCGUGUCCAAGUACAAGCUGCUACGGCAUACAGCAACUCACUCACCAGAAAAAAGCCACAAGUGUUCGUACUGUGAAAAAAUGUUUCACCGCAAGGAUCACUUAAAAAAUCACCUCCACACCCACGACCCACACAAGGAGGCCUUCUCCUGUCAGGAGUGCGGGAAGAGCUACAACACCAAGCUGGGCUUUAAGCGCCACCUGGCCCUCCAUGCCGCCAACAGCGGAGACCUGACCUGCCAGGUGUGCCUGCAGCUGUUCCCUAGCACCGCGGUUCUCCUGGAUCACCUCAAAACUCAUGCUGGCAAGACGUCCGGAGGGACCAAAGAGAAGAAGCAUUGCUGCGAGCACUGCGAGCGCCAGUUUUACACCCGCAAAGACGUGCGACGCCACAUGGUGGUGCACACCGGCCGCAAGGACUUCCUGUGCCAGUACUGCGCUCAGCGCUUUGGCAGGAAGGAUCACCUGACACGUCACAUGAAGAAGAGCCACACCAGAGAGCUGCUGAGGGUCAAAGCGGAACCCACCGACUCGCUGGAGACCCACGUCUUUGAUCUGCCUGCAGGAAGCAUCAAGGAUGAGAUUCCAGCACCGCUGACGGCGAGGUCCCACCAAGUGGGUGUGUUCUCGGGCUGUGGCCUGGACACGCAGCCCUUCUCCUCGCCUAAUAACCCCUUUUCUUUGAAGUACCCACUGUGCUCUAACUUUACCUCGUACAACAUCACCUCACAUGAGAGGGAGCAGAAUCUAAAGGGAGAACUGGAGACCUACUUGAUGGAGCUGCAGAACAUGCCAUCCUCAUCCUCUACCCCCCUGCAUCCUCAGAUCCCCUCCUCCAAACUGGAGCUUUUACCUCAUGUGGGUCUGUUGGAGGAAGCGAGCGAGUCAGGGUCCCUCUCUAAAAUGUCCACGCCAGCAGCAGACCCCGCACCAGACUCUGUGGCCUCGGCUUCCUCUCUUUUGGAUUUCUCACAGCUCUUCAACUUCCUGCCACAAAACGGGCCCGCAUACAGUCAGGUAGGGAGCGGUGGGGCCAGCAUGGGGCCUGCCGCUACCUUCCCACCAGCCGAGGAGCCCCUUACUCUAGUCCCACUGGCCCCGCAGACACCUGCAGGUCCAGAGACAGCAGAGAUCCCUCUCCAAGGACCCCCGUCCUCCUUCAUAUGCAGCCUGAACACCACCCCCACCCUACCCCGCUUUCAUCAAGCUUUCCAGUGAUGCAGUCAGAGCUGCCGAUAAACAGGAGACCAGUCUGCCUGACCUAUAACCCAGCUGAAGGUGCAUGAAGAUCAGGGCCCACACACACAUCUCUAUCUUAGCUGGGCUUUUCCUUUGACUUCCUUUCAUUUCUAACCCAUUUCUACUGUCUAAGAGUGACCGCAACCCUAACCUAACUCAGCCCUAAACCCUGACCCCAAAAUAACUCGGCUCAAUUUAUUUAUAUAGAGCAGCAGUUUUUCUUGUGGGAACCCGGCAUUUGGCCCCACAAGGAACCCUUGAUCCCCAAACGCGCAAUUGUUCUAAAAAAUGGGGCCAUAAUAUCCAUCCAUCCAUCCAUUUUCCAUCAUGCUUUGUCCCUGCUGGGGUGGCAAGGGAUUCUGGUGCCUAUCUCUAGCUGUCUUUGGUGCGAGAGGCGUUGUACACCCAGGACAACACCAUUCAAACACACUCACAUCUAAGGAGAAUUUAGAGAAGCCAAUUAACCUAACAGUCAUGUUUUUUUUACUGUGGGAGGACGCUAAUCAUUACCAGACCAUACCUUACCAUUACCAGACCCUAUCAUUACCAGACCCUACCUAGCAAUUACCAGACCCUACCAUUACCAGACCCUACCAUUACCAGACCCUACCAUUACCAGACCCUACCAUUAACAGACCCUACCAUUAACAGACCCUACCAUUAACAGACCCUACCAUUACCAGACCCUACCAUUACCAGACCCUACCUAGCAAAUAACCAGACCCUACCUAGCAAUUACCAGACCCUACCUAGCAAUUACCAGACCCUACCAUUACCAGACCCUACCUAGCAAUUACCAGACCCUACCUAGCAAUUACCAGACCCUACCAUUACCAGACCCUUCCAUUGUUAGACCCUACCAUUAUCAGACCCUACCAUUACCAGACUCUACUAUUACCAGACUCUACCAUUAUCAGACCCUACCAUUACCAGAUCCUUCCAUUGUCAGACCCUUCCAUUGUCAGAUCCUUCCAUUGGCAGACCCUACCAUUACCAGACCCUACCUAGCCAUUACCAGACCCCUAAUCAUUACCAGACCCUACCAUUACAGACCCUACCUAGCCAUUAUCAGGCCCCUAAUCCUUACCAGACCCUACCAUUACAGACCCUACCUAGCCAUUAUCAGGCCCCUAAUCCUUACCAGACCCUACCAUUACAGACCCUACCUAGCCAUUACCAGACCCCUAAUCAUUACCAGACCCUACCAUUACAGACCCUACCUAGCCAUUAUCAGGCCCCUAAUCCUUACCAGACCCUACCAUUACAGACCCUACCUAGCCAUUAUCAGGCCCCUAAUCCUUACCAGACCCUACCAUUACAGACCCUACCUAGCCAUUACCAGACCCCUAAUCCUUACCAGACCCUACCAUUACAGACCCUACCUAGCCAUUAUCAGGCCCCUAACCAUUACCAGAUCCUACAUAGCCAUUAUCAGACCCCUAACCAUUAUCAGACCCCUAACCAUUACCAGAGGCGACCAAACCAUAACCUGAACCUAAACUGAAUUCACUUCUUCAUCCGAAACCUUAACCUUUAGCAAAGAGAGAAUUGGGGACCAGCAGAAUGUUCUCACUUUGAUAUUAACGGUCCCCACUCUGAUGCCAAAACAGGAUCACACACACAGUUUAACUUAAGUCUCUAAACUCUGGCAGAUCUUCACAACUUUUCCAGAAACAUCAAAUGUCUUCAAAGUUAGUUUUUGUUUCAUUUAAUAACAUAAGUUAUCAGCUGCUCUGGUCCCAGAAAGGACUUUGAUGUGCUAGAGAGCAGCGGCGGCAGCCAGCCGGAUGCUGCAGCUUCUGGUUAGAUCCAUGUACAGGAGGGGGAGGCUUGAGUUCGUUGCUCAUCAGGGACUCUGAUUUCAGAUCAACAACUGAACGCUCACUAAGGAUUUGCUGUAGUAGUUCGGAUGGUGUUUACUUAGAACUCUACUGCCAUCUUUGACUCUAAACUGAUCCAUCCAUCAUCCAGACAGCUUUGUCUUUGGAAGGAGAGCCGCUUGCUGGGAUCACUUGCUGCAUUCGACUCUUCCUGCUAUGCUGCCAUUAAACGCAGUCCUGUUUGAGUCCAGAUCAUACCAGACACAGCAGGGUUCAAAGUGCAAGUGGUCAUUUAACCUGCAAAACAAUAAUAAGAAACCAUGAAAGCAGGUAGUUGGAGCACAAGGUUUACUCAAUCAAGUUUAUUAAGAUCCCCACCAGGAAAAAAAAACCUGUGGUUAGAACUAGUGAAAGAGUGAGCUUUAUUGGAUAUCCAGAUGUUGGCUAUUUCAUUUUGAAGGUCCAGUAACUCCAAAGUCAAGAUCAGAUUGAGUCUUCCUGGAACAAACCUUGUCCUUCUUAGGCUAUAAGACCUGGAAAAGGCAUUUGUUUGUCUUCUUUCUGGUGCCCUGCGGGGGCGCUCCAGUAGUACAGAGUGGUGGCCUUUACUAGGGGCCGUCUUGUCGCUGCACAAGUGGAGUAGGAGUUUGGUCCCCAUUGCUGGACCAUUUCCGAGUCCGUGUUGGACUCUGGCAGGGCUUCCCUUUCCCUGCUCAGAACCUCCAUGGACGAGAUAGGCAAGGUCAAUGUUCUAGUUUGGGGACCAGCAAAUUUCGUCUCUGCUUCUUCCAGAGACAGAAAUCUCUGCAGAAAGCACUGCUGACUCACUCCUAUCAAACCGACUGCAUGCACUGGGGUGGAUGGCACCAGAGGGGGGAAGGUCAGCAUCUGCUAUUCGGAGACCAUGGAUUUUGACUGGAAAAAGGUGGGUUGCCUAGUUCAGAGCAGUUUUGGUUUCCUGCCUCUAAGUGAAGGACUUUUAGUAUCUUGGGUCCUGUUCAUUAGUGAGGGGAGAUGGACAGACGGAUCUGUGCAGAUGCCUCUAUAAUGCUGAUGCUGCAAUAGACCGGAAUAGUAAAGAGAAAGCUGAAAGCAAAGUUUACCAAUUUAGUGGUUUGUCUACCCUCCUGCUCUCUUCUAUGACCAUGAAAUUAUCGUUAUGGCCAAAGUAGGUGAUGUUAUAUACAAGCGGCUGGAAUUAGCCUCCUCUGCAGGGAGGCUGGGCUCUCCCUCAGAGAGAGGGUGAGGAGCUCGGUCAUCAGGGAUAGACUCAGAGUAGAGCUGCUUCUCCUCCAGUUCAGGAGGAGUCAGCUGAGGAUCAGACAUCCCCUUCAAAUGCUGCCUGGACACCACCCAUGGAAGGUGUUCCACGCACGUCCCACUGGGCAGAGACCACGGGGACAACCCAGGACACACUGCAGUGACUAUGUCUCUCAGUUGGAACACCUCAGGCUUCCCCCAGAGGAGCAUGGGAAAGUGUCUAGGAGUCUCUGCUGAGUCACGCAUAGACUGUAGUCUACAUAUGAGGCCACUGGUGCUCAAUGGAGGGGUUAGUUGCCUUUUGAUUGGAAGGUUGCCGGUUGGCUUCCUAUGGCCUCAUAUGGCCUUCCAAUAUGCCCCAGGAUCCAUGCAUUACUGCAUGCAGGUGCUCAUGUUUGUGCAAGCAGCUUUGGGUGGUAAAAAACUCUUAGGCAUGUUCGUCUCCUGAACCAAGUGUCCUUUUUAGGGUGGCUCCCCCCUGAGGUUUUUUUAUUUGAAACUUCUGCCUUGAAAGAGACAAACUGAUGUGUGGAAGUGAUGACAGUUUUCCUUGUUGAUGUGUGAAUAUUCCUCCAGACACCAGGGGGAGGUAUGCAUGGCUUUCUGGUAAAAGAAACCACCAGCUGUAGGGCUCAGAUAGACAUCAUCCUAGACUCUCCCAUGAUGCGACCAUAUGGUGCUAAUCUGCAGUAUUGUUGGGUUGAUGUUAUCAGUGUGAUGCAGAGUCUGUGAUUUAGAGUUUUGUCAACAUUCAUCAGUGUGAUGGCGGUGGGGAAGAAGCUGCUGCAGAACCUGCUGGUCCUGCAUUGAAUGCUGU
This is a messenger RNA of Cyprinodon tularosa, 5638 nucleotides long. It is a transcript of the gene plag1, whose product is annotated as pleiomorphic adenoma gene 1. Lineage: Eukaryota; Metazoa; Chordata; Actinopteri; Cyprinodontiformes; Cyprinodontidae. Bases 281 to 1720 code for a protein of 479 amino acids. The record is from RefSeq and is a predicted model, not a curated record. The transcript is spliced from 3 exons.